Molecule: messenger RNA, 391 nt
Organism: Papilio polytes (common Mormon)
Lineage: Eukaryota; Metazoa; Arthropoda; Insecta; Lepidoptera; Papilionidae
Product: probable cytochrome P450 301a1, mitochondrial
Exons: 2
Coding region: 83-379 (98 amino acids)
Molecular function (GO): monooxygenase activity; iron ion binding; oxidoreductase activity, acting on paired donors, with incorporation or reduction of molecular oxygen
Source: RefSeq, a predicted model, not a curated record
UUGGGCUACACCUAUACUCGUACGUACUAAAUUAUUAUGCGACCUUCUCUUCCAGACCUUGAUAUUGUUUUGCCACGAGCACAUGUCUGUAAGAGAGGAACAAUAUCCUGAGCCUCAUUCGUAUAUUCCUGAGCGUUGGCUAGUUGACCAAGAUCAUCCGCUGUACCAUGGAAACGCACAUCCUAAUGCCGCUGUGCACUUUGGUUAUGGAGCUCGGGGCUGCGUAGGUCGAAAAUUAGCCGACAUGGAAAUGGAAUUACUUAUCAGCUAUUUUAUAGAAAACUUUAGGUUAGAAUGGCGCGGAAAGCCAAUGCCUGUGUUACAAAGUGUUUCUAAUCACAAUAUUGGGCCUUACAAUCUUGUCUUCAACGAUAUUUGAUUUAAAGUGGUU